CGACUGCCAUAAACCAUUCUCUGUGCAUAACAUCCCCAACACAAACCAAAAAAUUAAUUUGAACACGCAGAAACUCAGAGAGAGAGCCACCACCAAUUUCUGAGUUUCCAAUCAUUUCCAUAGCCUCCCGGAAGAAAUGAACGACUUGCUCUCAAGCUCCUUCUCAGGGCCCUCGCCGGACCACCAUGUCAUCGAAAUGACCCCUUCGAAAGGUGACGACCUCGGCAAGUUCUUCCAGGAAGUCGACGCUGUCCAGAGCAAGCUCGACGAGCUGCAGAAGCUCAACAAGAGUCUUCGGAGCUCCCACGAGCAGAGCAAGACCCUCCACAACGCCAAGGCUGUCAAGGAGCUCAGAACCCGCAUGGACGCUGACGUCCACCUCGCCUUAAAGAACGCGAAGAUCCUUAAGGUGAGGUUGGACGCCUUGGAUCGGUCCAACGCCGCCAACCGGAGCCUGCCUGGCUGCGGCCCCGGAUCAUCGUCGGACCGGACAAGGACAUCUAUGGUCAACGGGCUGAGGAAGAAGCUCAAGGAUUCUAUGGACAGCUUUAAUGACUUGAGGCAGAAGAUAUCGUCUGAGUAUAGAGAGACUGUUCAGCGUAGGUACUUCACCGUUACCGGAGACAACCCUGAUGAGAAAACCGUUGACCUUCUUAUCUCCACCGGUGAAAGCGAGACAUUUUUGCAGAAGGCAAUCCAAGAGCAAGGAAGAGGGAGGGUUCUGGACACCAUAUCCGAGAUCCAAGAGAGGCAUGAUGGUGUGAAAGCCAUGGAGAGGAAUCUGAAUGAGCUGCACCAGGUGUUCAUGGACAUGGCAGUUCUGGUGCAAGCUCAAGGUGAGCAGCUGGACGACAUUCAGGGCCACGUGGAGCGAGCUAAUUCGUAUGUGCAUGCCGGCAAUCAGCAGUUGCAGAAGGCCAGGUUCUUGCAGAAAAACACCCGAAAAUGGACCUGCUAUGGCAUCAUAAUCUUGCUCAUCAUCGUCGGCAUUAUUUUGGCCUCAACGCUGCCUAAUUAAGUACAUAGAUCAUCGUCUGCGUGCGGUCGUCCAUCUAUACUCUUGUUUUUAUUUUCCCAUAUAUAUAUAUAUUUAAUGCUGGAGGUGCUCUCUAUGUAUAUUGUAAGUAUAUUUGAUUUUUGGAUGGGAUAUUUGUAUGAUAUGUAGCAUUUUUCUCUGUUAAAGAAUUUGUCUGAUCAAUUUUUUUUAAUUUCCAACUAGUUUAAUAGAAUUUUGUAACAAAGUAUUCUCCU
Molecule: messenger RNA, 1251 nt
Organism: Prunus dulcis (almond)
Lineage: Eukaryota; Viridiplantae; Streptophyta; Magnoliopsida; Rosales; Rosaceae
Product: syntaxin-121-like
Exons: 2
Coding region: 137-1018 (293 amino acids)
Biological process (GO): intracellular protein transport; exocytosis; vesicle fusion
Cellular component (GO): SNARE complex; endomembrane system; plasma membrane
Molecular function (GO): SNAP receptor activity; SNARE binding
Source: RefSeq, a predicted model, not a curated record